This is a messenger RNA of Saccharomyces eubayanus, 2115 nucleotides long. It is a transcript of the gene GLC3, whose product is annotated as 1,4-alpha-glucan branching enzyme. Gene Ontology annotation, molecular function: hydrolase activity, hydrolyzing O-glycosyl compounds; cation binding; 1,4-alpha-glucan branching enzyme activity. Gene Ontology annotation, biological process: glycogen biosynthetic process. The record is from RefSeq and is a predicted model, not a curated record. The transcript has a single exon. NCBI's taxonomy places the organism in Eukaryota, Fungi, Ascomycota, Saccharomycetes, Saccharomycetales, Saccharomycetaceae. The coding region runs from base 1 to 2115 and encodes 704 amino acids. Gene Ontology annotation, cellular component: cytoplasm.
AUGUACAACGUUCCUGAUAAUGUCAAAGGUGCAGUCGAAUUCGAUCCGUGGUUGAAACCCUUUGCGGAUGUGCUAUCCGAGAGAAGAUACCUGGCCGACAAGUGGUCUUACGAUAUCACUCAUGCCACGCCCGAUGGUUCGUACCAGUCGCUGAGUAAAUUUUCUAGAGAUUCAUAUAAGUCGUAUGGGUUGCAUGCCAACCCAGAUACCAAGGAGAUUACUUACAAAGAAUGGGCACCCAAUGCUCAACGUGCAUAUUUAGUGGGGGAGUUUAACAACUGGAAUACUACAUCUCAUGAGCUCAAGGACAAGGACGAGUUCGGAAAUUUCACCAUCACUAUCCCUCCCCUAUCGAAUGGUGACUUUGCCAUUCCUCAUGACUCUAAGAUUAAAGUGAUGUUUGUUUUGCCGGAUGGUUCUGAGAUCUUCCGUUUACCUGCAUGGAUUACAAGAGCCACUCAACCUUCUAAGGAAACUUCCAAACAAUUCGGACCUGUUUAUGAAGGAAGAUUUUGGAACCCACAAACCUCUUACAAUUUUGUUAAUCCAAGGCCAAAGUUUAACGGAUCUGUAGACUCUUUAAGAAUCUACGAAGCGCAUGUAGGUAUUUCAAGUCCUGAGCCAAAGGUCACUACAUAUAAGGAAUUUACUGAAAAGGUUUUGCCCAGGAUUAAAUACCUCGGUUAUGAUGCCAUUCAAUUGAUGGCUAUUAUGGAACAUGCCUACUAUGCAUCAUUUGGUUACCAAGUGACUAAUUUCUUUGCGGCAAGCUCUCGUUUUGGUACCCCUGAAGAGUUGAAAGAGCUGGUCGAUACCGCACAUGGAAUGGGUAUCAUAGUCUUAUUGGACGUUGUUCAUAGUCACGCUUCUAAAAAUGUAGAAGAUGGGCUGAAUAUGUUCGAUGGCUCCGAUCAUCAAUAUUUCCAUUCUGUAAGUUCCGGUAGAGGUGAACAUCCAUUAUGGGAUUCUCGUCUUUUUAACUACGGUAAAUUUGAAGUACAACGAUUUCUAUUGGCAAAUCUGGCUUUUUAUGUCGACGUUUAUCAGUUUGAUGGUUUUAGAUUCGACGGUGUCACUUCCAUGCUAUAUGUUCAUCAUGGUGUUGGUGAAGGCGGUUCCUUUAGUGGUGACUACAACGAAUACCUUUCUCGUGAUAGAUCUUCUGUCGACCAUGAAGCUUUAGCUUAUUUGAUGUUAGCCAACGAUUUAGUUCACGAAUUACUGCCUCAGUCAGCUGUUACUAUUGCGGAAGAUGUGUCUGGUUACCCAACUCUCUGUCUACCCCGUUCCAUUGGUGGUAGUGGUUUCGACUACAGAUUGGCCAUGGCUUUACCCGAUAUGUGGAUUAAAUUAAUCAAGGAGAAAGCAGACGAUGAAUGGGAAAUGGGCGGUAUCGUUUACACUUUGACUAAUAGACGUCAUGGUGAAAAAGUCGUUGCCUAUUGUGAAUCUCACGAUCAAGCUUUGGUUGGUGACAAGACCUUAGCAUUUUGGUUGAUGGAUGCCUCAAUGUAUACCGAUAUGACUGUAUUGAAGGAACCUACCAUUAUCAUUGAUCGUGGUAUUGCCCUACACAAGAUGAUUAGGUUAAUUACUCAUUCAUUGGGUGGUGAAGCUUAUUUGAACUUCGAAGGUAACGAGUUUGGCCACCCAGAAUGGUUGGAUUUCCCCAAUGCUAACAAUGGCGACAGUUAUAAGUACGCUCGGAGACAAUUUAAUUUGGCAGAUGAUCCUUUGUUACGCUACCAGAAUUUGAAUGAAUUUGAUAGAUCAAUGCAGUUAUGUGAGAAAAAACAUAAGUGGUUGAACACAGAACAAGCAUAUGUCUCAUUAAAGAAUGAAAAAGACAAAAUGAUUGUGUUUGAAAGAAAUAAUUUACUAUUUAUUUUCAACUUUCAUCCCACAGACAGCUACAGUGAUUAUAGAGUUGGUGUUGAAAAAGCUGGUACUUAUCACAUCGUAUUAAACUCGGAUCGUGCUGAAUUUGGCGGACAUAACAGAAUCAACGAAACUUCCGAAUUCUUUACCACUGACUUGGAAUGGAAUAACAGGAGAAAUUUUAUUCAGGUAUACAUUCCUAGCAGAGUUUGUUUGGUUCUUGCUUUGAAAGAAUGA